AUGGUGAUGGUGAAGAGACACGAGUGCAGUUCAAUGGAAUGCGGAGGAAGGCAUGCUAUAUGCUUCGAGCGAGCCGAGGUGGAGAGGACGAGCAAAGGCGUUGGACAAGCGAACGGACCAACCCGUGACCUCGCUUUCUUCGUCAAGCAAGCUGUUCAUGCACGGCCGCAUCUUUCCGAUGGGAGUGCCUUGGGACUUUUUUCUGCGUUCCGUGUUCUCCGCAAUGGCUACAGCAGCUACCCCACACUUUCCAUUCGAUGGAAGCGACCAUUCGCAGGAGCACCAUUGAAAGGAAUGACUUUUGUCUUCUUUUUGCAUGAGCUGAAUGCUGCGCGGAUGAUCCGAGCCGAACGUGCGCCAGCCGCCGAAGCAAACGCAACGCUUUGGCCAGCCGAGGCUCGACGUCAAAUCGGGCUGCUUUCCGUCGAUCCAAUUUUCUUAUUUUUUCGCUGCGAGUGCGAGCCAGGCGACCGAGACUUCUUCUCGCCAAUCCAACCCGCCAUCUAUCUGCGCCGUCUCUUCCGCUGA
Pseudozyma hubeiensis SY62 is the source of this 528-nucleotide messenger RNA. RefSeq names its product putative toxin biosynthesis protein. The record is from RefSeq and is a predicted model, not a curated record. The transcript has a single exon. NCBI's taxonomy places the organism in Eukaryota, Fungi, Basidiomycota, Ustilaginomycetes, Ustilaginales, Ustilaginaceae. Bases 1 to 528 code for a protein of 175 amino acids.